CUUCUUCUUUCUCUCUCUUCUGCCUCAUCUCUUCGACUUGAGCCCUUGUCGCUGCUGUCGCUGGCUGACCCGAACUCCCCCAAUUCUGGCCUGUUUUGAGGGGCCACAUCAUCACCCCCUUUGCCUGGCGCGCCCGCGCCCAACCCCGAUCGUCCGACCUGCAAGCACGCCUGGUUACGUCAGCCCUGCCUGCGCCACCUCUUCACCAACCUCAGGCUCCACUGUGGUAAUCCGCACCAACUUUCACACCCGUCUCGUCGGUGCCUGUGGCCGUGCGCUCGCUGCCUGUCGCAUUGCCUCAAAACCUCGUUGCGAACCGCAUUCGCAACUCCUCUGUCCUCUUUCCCUUGACACCUCGUCAAGGUCUGCUCAUGUUUCGAUUCUGGGCAUCCGAAAGGGGAAGUGACAAGACGCUCCAGGCGCCACAGCCGAUCGUGGAUCUUGUAAAACCACUCCAGCCGCAUCUACUCCCCGGCGACACCACGACGAUAGCAUCGUCCACCGUGCAGCCGCCCAAACGGAGGCGGCAGAGCUGCGAUGGCUCAGAUGCGUCGCCCGAUCUGCUUGCGCCUGCCAAGCGCUUGAAAACCGAUGCCGACCCUUGCCAAGAUGUUCCGUCGGCAUGCGACUCGACGUCUGAGCCGAUCCCUGCGACCCCUGAUCUGGAGAGUGCCCGGGACGAGAUCCGCCACCAGUUCGGCCUUGAGAUUCUACUAAAGCAUGAUGAGUUGAGGCUCAUUAACCAGGAACUCGCCAAGUGCCAAGUCGCACUGGAACAGCUGCGGCGCUGCCAUCUCAUUCCUUAUCCUGUGAAUUGUCCGACCCCUGAGGAGAUGCUCAAAGUCAGUGCCGGGAAGGGCCCUGCUAUACAAUCUCGCCCUGGAGAAGCGGUACCCAGAUGGGCGCCUCCAUUUGGUGUUGUCGACGGUCCAUACGCCAGACACUAUGCCAAGUGGCUUAUUCCUGACCCUUCCUUCGACGGCAUGCAACCUGAGUGGCAGUUCACACCGGAAGCUGCUCGUGCAAGAGCUUCGUUCACCGAGGGACGCACGACAAGGAACAGCUUCACCGAAUCUGGAAGCUCACUCAAGGGUCGCUCCGCUCGUGGGGUUGCUGGUCAGAAGCUGCAAUCCUUGUCGAGUGGUUAUCCGCAACCGAAGGACAAGGCUGGUCCAUGUAUCCUGAAGCGAGCCGAUGGUAAGACAGUCAAGCUGGUUUGCUUGGAUUGUAACCGUGAGAACUUCUCAAGCACGCAGGGCUUCAUCAACCACUGUCGCAUCGCUCACAAGCGCGACUUUAAGAGCCAUGAAGAAGCAGCUGUUCACAGCGGCCAUCCCAUCGAGGUGGCGGAAGGAGGUGGAGUUGUAGGAGAAGAAAAGGCUCCGGCGCCCGCAGCACCGAGCUCGACCUCUACCUCCGUGCAUCCUCUCGCCCGGCCCGAUAUGACUGAGCAGCAAGCCUACGUUGCACUUCAGUCAAGGAUCUCGGAAUCUCUCAAGCUCUACCACCAAGGCAAGCUGCCUGGUGUAACUAGCAUUCCUUCUCUGUCCAGCAAGGCUCGCGGUCGUAAGGAUAAGAAGGCGGCUUCUCUGGAGGGAGCUCCAGAUAUGCCUCACCUCUCUCGUCUCCUACAAAGUCGGAAGUUCGACGGCAACCUGCGUGAAUUGGCCGCAGACGCAAAGACCAAGACGCCAUUGGACGAUUUCGCUUCUGGGGAAGAAUCAGAGAUGGCUGAGACCCCUAUUGAAGGCCAUCCUGGAAAGGAUUCAGUCGUGCGGACACCUGUCGUUAUGCGUGUGCCUGCUAAAGCCACACAACAUGCGACCAUGGUGAACACGUCAGCUCGCCCUGCGAGCAGCAAAGGUCGUGUCCCUCCGAUUGCUUUCAAGGCGCCGACGAACUUGGGCUCCAAUCUCGGACCGAAGCACGAGCUCUCAGACGAAGAUUUGGAUAUGGAGGAUGCUGAUAUGAGUCCUCACACCAUGGUCAGCAACAACGCGCCCUCCCUGGUCAGUGACGACGGAGAGUACGACGAUACAGACGACGGCUCCUCUGUCUCUGGCGCCAGCGACAACCUAGAAACCGAGUCGGUCUCUGAUGUGGCUGAGAUCACACUGGACGAUGACCAAGAUCCUCGAUCGCUGCGUCGGGGUUCAAGCGGCGUGUCUGGUGCUGUUAGGCUUGGCAAGGACGAUCCUAAACAUGUCACCCUGAUGACUCCGGUCAAGAACAACACGGCCAGGGACCGACGUCGCAAAGUCUAGACUGGCUUGAAAACUCUGGAAAACGAGGUUCACAUGGCGUUCUCAACUCGCAGGCACGCGCACCCCCACCCACACACGGUUAUUAUAGCCAGGCAGAAAUGCCCAAAAACUCAUUGGAUUCACCUCUCUUCUUGAACCACCACCUUUCAACCAUAUUCUUUUAUUCGACACUUUAUGAUGACAUCCUGGGGACUGAAAGCUGGAGCAAGGACGGCUGCCUGGUUUCAGUACGUCCAGAAACGGAAAAUACGGGGGGACUGAGGCGCCAUGCGGGUUUACAGAAUUUGAGAGACGUCUUGUUAUUGUUUUGAUUUCGUUUAGAGAUGCAUGAUUAUUACACUUCGGCGCUAGGGGAGAUGGGGGAUUUCCGAGAUUGGGGUUCUGUGUUUUUUGCUUGGUGCUCGAUUCCGUUUCGCAGCUGCUGCUUUGCUCAAUGACAUGGCUCCCCGAGAAGAAGGUGGACGUCUGCUGUAUGAUGAUGGGGUUAAGUUAAGAGAGCCCUCGGGCCACCUUAUCUGUAUCAUAGUAUUUAAGGUGGCUCGUGGGUAGGCCGAAUACGAAAGACAAGAGAAGCUCAAUAUUGAGCAACAUGUGAAACUGAGACCAGAGACCUCGUGAAUGUUGGUGACCGUGGUGAUGAAGUGCACGGCCAAGCUCGGUUAUGUUCAGACCGUUGAAGGAGCGGAACGAGGCAGAUGAUCGUCAGUGGCGUUACCUCAGGGGGUAAAGCUUGGGCCUAGCUACAGUAGCUGUUGCACAUUAGCUGCGUUCCUGGACAAUUGACUUUGGGGUCGGUUUUUGAGUUCAAG
This is a messenger RNA of Fusarium vanettenii 77-13-4, 3073 nucleotides long. RefSeq lists its product as uncharacterized. The coding region runs from base 372 to 2264 and encodes 630 amino acids. The transcript has a single exon. Lineage: Eukaryota; Fungi; Ascomycota; Sordariomycetes; Hypocreales; Nectriaceae. The record is from RefSeq and is a predicted model, not a curated record.